Molecule: messenger RNA, 1826 nt
Organism: Oppia nitens
Lineage: Eukaryota; Metazoa; Arthropoda; Arachnida; Sarcoptiformes; Oppiidae
Product: T-box transcription factor TBX20-like
Exons: 6
Coding region: 261-1826 (521 amino acids)
Biological process (GO): cell fate specification; positive regulation of DNA-templated transcription; regulation of transcription by RNA polymerase II
Cellular component (GO): nucleus
Molecular function (GO): DNA-binding transcription factor activity, RNA polymerase II-specific; RNA polymerase II cis-regulatory region sequence-specific DNA binding
Source: RefSeq, a predicted model, not a curated record
CAACAGAUCGGCCACAAUCGGAACUGUCGUGUCGGUCGCCAUCACCGGCACCGGCGGCUACGGCACAACCAUCUACUGGAUCAUCGCAUCAUAAAAAGAACGGGAAAGUUAGCUCCAAAUCUCAACAACAACAACAACAGGAACCUAAUCCAUGUGCCGAACUGUUGAAGUCCCGGUGCAACUGCCAGGAACUCGAACGAGUCGAUUGUCGGCUGGAAAACAAAGAACUAUGGGAUCGGUUUCACGAAUUGGGUACCGAAAUGAUUAUCACCAAAACCGGAAGGCGCAUGUUUCCGACUGUUCGCUGUUCGUUCACUGGUAUAGACUCGGAGGCCCGGUAUGUAGCGCUCAUGGAUAUCGUACCCGUCGAUGUCAAACGCUAUCGUUAUGCCUAUCACCGGAGUUCGUGGCUGGUGGCCGGCAAAGCCGAUGCACCGGCACCUAACCGACUGUACAUACAUCCCGAUGCACCGUUCAGUGGCGAACAACUGCGCAAACAAGUUGUAUCAUUUGAAAAGACAAAACUAACCAACAAUGAAAUGGAUAAGAGUGGACAUAUUGUAUUGAAUUCAAUGCACAAAUAUCAGCCGCGCAUACAUUUAAUUAAACUGAGACCCGAUUAUCAUUAUAACGGCAAUAUACCCGUCAUUAACAACAUAGAGUCGCAACAGUUUCGGACGUUUGUAUUUCCCGAAACACAGUUCAUAGCCGUAACUGCUUAUCAAAAUCAAUUGAUAACCAAAUUAAAGAUCGAUAGCAACCCAUUUGCUAAGGGGUUUCGUGACUCGAGUCGGUUAACUGACCUGGAAAGAGAAUCAGUGGAAACCCUAUUACGAGAGCACGCCUUCCGACACUCGCCAUUGCGGGCACUAAUUGGUGCCGACUUAUCACCGCACGAUCACCAGGCGCUGGUCAACGCUGCAGCAAUGGGACGAAUACCGUGCGGAAACGAUUUCCUAUUGAUGGCCAGUCAGGCAGCACUGGCAGCAGCUUCAUCGUCAUCGUGGAAAUUGCCGACAAACCCGGCCACUGUCGGCCCGGGUCCCGGUCCUGGUGGACAUCCGUUUCUAUUUCCACCUACCGGUUCGCUAAACAAUCUAAACAUUGCCGAACUAUCGGCACUGAUGGCCUCAAAUCCGGCAAUGGCCAGCCUAUAUUUUGGCAAUCUACCCCGAAACUUUAUGAUGAAUCUACCCGGAACAUUUCCAAUGAUGCCCGGUAUACCACCUCCUGUUCCUCAACCACCGCCACCACCACCACCUCCUGCAUCUCAAACACCGACCACACAAUCACCGCAACAUUCCCUAAACAGUUCACCAGUUGGCGGACAACCAUCACAACUAUCACAGUCAUCAUCAUCUGCUGCACCAACACAUACCUCAUCAUCAGUUUUUAUGAGUAACACUAACAACAACAACAACAGUGUAACGACAUCAUCAUCAGCAUCACUGAUGGCUGGUCUGAUGACAAACAAUAGUUUCGCCAAUACUAAUAAUAAUAGCGAAAGCAAUGGACAGCCAGCACCAGGACCUAUGCCACCCAUAUAUCCGACGGGAACUACGGCAUCGGCACUCUAUGCAUCCCGACUUCAAUUAAACAAUUUAUAUCAAAACUAUCAAAAAUUUCAUCCAUAUCUUCAACAACAACAACAACAAAAUAGCCACAGAUUUCUAUCAUCGCUAAGCAAUCACAGCCAGACAAACAUUAUCAUCGGUGGUAACAACAAUGGCAUUAAUGGUGGCCUAAAUUGUGGCCGAAAAUCGGCUGAACUCGACUGUAAUAAUCGUCGAUCGGUAUCUCCUAAUGAAUCUGUAGUUCCUUCAUAA